UUAACUGUACCAGAUACAAGCUAUAGGUAGGGUAGUGUUGCUUGACCCCGCGGCCGUCCGCGACCUCGACCUAAAUCCAAGUCGACCCUUUCAACUGCUACCAACCGACUCAGAUUCCACUUUAAAGGCCGCCUUUGGACAACUCAUCCCGCCCUGAUCUCAAAGGAGGAAGUACUUUAUUGCCUGGCCAGCUCCAAAGCUACUUUGGCCCACGUUGCGAUAGUCUCUGCCCGGCUUCUCGGCGGGAUCGAGGGCAUGACCUGCUCGUCAUAUCCUUUGUUGACAGUAGGAACACCGGCUUGGACUUUGUCAAGCAUCGACCUAGCUAGUUCCGCAACAUCAGCCAAGGCAGAGUGAUCGUCUUUUGAGCCCUUCCUCUAGUCCCCUAUCAUGUCCAUCUCCUCGCCAUCUCCGCUCCCGGACCACCUCCGAGCAGCUCAAGGCAACGCUUCGACGUUUCGAGCGUUAACAUGGAACCUGAAGAUACCGGUGCAGAUCAGUCUGGCUGUAGGACCUACCGUACCAGGAGGACAGGGAAUGAAGGGCGACAAGGCAGAUGGGCAGGGAUAUUCGAGCGAUAUCGGAGCUAGAGGUGGGGUAGCUGCUGGGAUGGACAAGUAUUAUAUGCAAUGCCCUCGGUAUACAUACCUACCGAUCAUAUUACCAGAGCUUCGUGACAACUUUGUCAACUCGGUCCUGGCACCAGACGAGCUGGAAUCGCUAGCAUCUCCGAUCGAAGACUGGUGGUUCGAGGUGGAUACGAGUCACGAUGGGGAAGAUGCUCACGGGAACGGCGAGAUGUGCAAGUGGUACUGGCCACUGGACUUGAUCCACCUCCUCUGCCUGAUCAACCAGCCUCGAAGCAAUUCAUCACCUACACAUUCCCAAACUCUCCGCCUGAUUCUUCAUCUACAUCCUCACCCAAACUCGACCGAUCCGACAAAACCCAAAGUUUCCAACUCCCUCGAAGCUUGUCGGAUACGAUAUACGAGCCUGAUCAAGGAGGCUGAUUAUGCCAGGUGGGGAAAUACGAGACGGGUGACGAGUCUGAGGAGGUUGGAUCUAGAGAGCGGCUGGAACAGUAUUGUUGAAGGCGACUAUGAUGCACAAGCGCAAUUCGCGAACAAAACCCUCCCUCUACCCUUCGGACUACAUACCAACUCGGACGCCGGCAGCAUAGCGAGCAAUACGCACUCGCAAUCCGGUGGUGGUGGCGGUGCGGGAGGUGCAUCGAUCGCCACGGCUUCGAACGCGCCCGACUCUGCCUAUGCCGCUCGAGCUAUCCCCUUCAAGAUCUAUUUGCCAUAUAAUGGGCCGGUCAUCCAGGAUGUCAUCCCGCCUCUGAAUACAGAAGGCAAAGCAAAUACCGUCAAAGACCUACUCUACCGGAUUCUUCCCGGACUUUUCCCCACGACCAGCAACGACCUUUACUCGCUAGCGGUACCCUACCUACACGGCGUCGAGCUCCCAUCAGACGCAGAAUUGGCCUGGUUAGCUUGUUGCAGCCCAGGCGCCGAUGGAUGGCUACGUAUAGGUAUCCGGCUAUGCGAAUGACGAAAGACCGCGUCUCUACCCGUAAUAUGAAACGAUACCCCGAGCCUUGAACGACCGGA
Filobasidium floriforme is the source of this 1613-nucleotide messenger RNA. RefSeq names its product autophagy protein Apg5-domain-containing protein. Gene Ontology annotation, cellular component: Atg12-Atg5-Atg16 complex; phagophore assembly site membrane; cytoplasm. Gene Ontology annotation, biological process: nucleophagy; autophagy of mitochondrion; cellular response to nitrogen starvation. The record is from RefSeq and is a predicted model, not a curated record. Bases 391 to 1554 code for a protein of 387 amino acids. NCBI's taxonomy places the organism in Eukaryota, Fungi, Basidiomycota, Tremellomycetes, Filobasidiales, Filobasidiaceae. The transcript is spliced from 5 exons.